Molecule: messenger RNA, 762 nt
Organism: Monoraphidium neglectum
Lineage: Eukaryota; Viridiplantae; Chlorophyta; Chlorophyceae; Sphaeropleales; Selenastraceae
Exons: 2
Coding region: 1-762 (253 amino acids)
Source: RefSeq, a predicted model, not a curated record
AUGCGUGCUCUCACACCACCGCCCGGCUCACGCAGCAGCGGCGGCGGCAGCCCGGCAGGCAGCAAAGGGGGCGCGCCCGGGAGCAGCGGGGGCGCGGCGCAGGCGGGGCCCGCGGAAGUCGAGCGGGCGGCGAGCCGGCGCGAGGAGGAGGGGUAUGGGGAGCCGUUGGUUGAUUUCAAGGCUUCAGACGGCGAAGGUGGUAGCGGCGGCGGCGGCACUGGGGGCGAGGCCAACGGAGGGGCAGCCAGCGACGGCGGCGGCUCCCCCCAGCGGCCGGAGGCGGACCAGCCGCUCAGCGCCAAGCGACGUGGCGAGCGCGGCUCCAGCCGCGAGCGCCGCCACAAGCGCCACAAGUCGGACAAGGACAGGGACAGGGAGCGGCGGCGCGGCAGCAGGGAGCGGAGGGAGGAGCGGCGCGGCGGCCGCGAGGGGGACGAGCAGCAGCCCGCCGCGACGGCCACAGCGGCCGCGCGCGACGGCGACGCCGGCGCCGAAGACGCGGCGGCCAAGGAGGCGCGGCAGCGGGAGAAGGAGGCGGCACGGGAGGCGCGCCGGCUGGAGCGCAAGGCGAGCAGCGGCAAGAAGCGCAGCAUACUGGGCGUAGCACUCGGCGGCCUGCUGGGCCAGGCCGGCGGCGGCGGGGGCAGCAGGGGUGAGGAGCAGGGGCGGGACCGGAAAGGCAAGGAGAAGGAAAGGGAGCGGGACCGCGGAGGCGGCGGCAGCAGGCACUCACACAAGCGCUCGCGGCGCGAUAAGGGCUGA